UAUCGUAAACUUUAAACGCUUUAAAAACAUAUUAAGGGGUUCGAAAAGUACCAUAAAAGUUAUAUUAUGAAUUUUCGUAGUGUUGAAAAACAGUUGGUCGUGGUUUAAAAUUCAAAAAACGUUUAUUUGAGCUUUUUAAUGUUUACGACAUCUAACAAUACGACACUUACGACACCGUUGUGAAUCCCUCAAAUAUGAGUACCAAAUGAAAGAGAAAUUGCGAAGAAUUAGAAAAUAAAGCUAAAUUCUGUAGUUCAUAAGAAUGAAUAGGUAUUGGAAAUGCCUUUUUAAUUAAUUUUAUUUUUUGUAAGUUAAUUGUGUUAGAAGGAUAAAAUUCGAGGAUUUGGUCGAAUGUAUAGCUCUCCUUAACAUAUAAGUUUUCCAAAAAAAAUUUUGCAAAAUUUCAAGCAUAUUCAAGGAUAAAAUUUUAAAAGGACAUUCUCAAUACCUACUCAUCCUUAUGCACCAAAGAAUUUAAUCUGCUUUAAUUAUACUGAUCUUUAUCUUUGGUGUGAUGCCUAUCCUGUUUUUCGAGAUUGCACUGAUUUUUUUUUAAAUAAUUUUUUGAACUAAUCAUGUUUGUUCAAAUUUCAAAGUCUAUAAAAAAAACCCUGACAUAAGAGAGAAACAUUAAAAAUGCAGUUUAACAAAAUUUUUGGAUGAAUGGAAGUGUCUUAAAAAUGCAGAAAUUAUUUAAUUGUUGUCUUCCUUGAACAGUAUGUGCCCUCAGUAGGAUAAUUUAAAAAUAUAAAACUUAAAAAUACUGCCAUUAUUAAAAGUCAUAAAUGAGCAAGCAUUAAACGAAAAAAUUACAUACAUGUGUAGGUACAUACGUGCGCGAUCUUUUAAUUGAAUGUUGUAGAAAAGUUUGUAAACAUUAAAGAAAUCAACUAACAUACAUACAUAGGUACUUACUUCAUUAAUUUUGCAUAAUAAUAAUUAAAGAUCAUAUUGAGCGGCUCGGGGAAUCCUCAUAUGUACGGGUAUCUACAUAUUGCAUACGCGAGUUCAACAAGGGCAUUUCCAAAUACCAACGACAAUGCCAAACCUCAAGAAACUAAUGCUAUUCAAACGCACAACUCUUCCGAAAAAAACGUCAACUGCACCGGAAAAUCAUUUUGCACUGACGUGCCAAAUGAUUUAGAGCAAACGCAAUUACAUAAUAUAAGCUUGGAAAAUUUGGCACAAUUUCCAGCACAUUUCAGAGAUGAUUAUACAGGGGAUACUGCGGUGCGAUCAAUGCAUUACACUGACUCUGACGAAUUUGACUACUGCGAUUCGAUAACAAGGUUGGUAUAUCCACAAAGCGCUGAAACUAAGGACUCGAAGUCGGUAUUGGUGGUACAACGCGGUGGGAACAAACAAGGAAUCUUAAUAGAGGAAUGCACUGAAACAAAUAAAGAAUGUAGAUUUGCAAACAGCUUGCCGGUAGGCUACACAUCGACAUGCACUCAGCGCUACACUUUUCGAUCCGUAGUUGUAUUUAUGAAUGGUGAAUUGAAGGAAGAAUUAAUAAAGAUCCCCAGCUCCUGUAAAUGUUCAAUAAAAUUUAGGGGUAAUUAAAAACUGAUCGACUUGGAAAUAUGUGAAGCGACAGUGGAGCUGCAUUGUCAAGGAAACUCUUAUUAAUACUCUUAUGCACAAAAGAAAUUAUUCAAACAUACAUAAACAAUGUAUAUAUGAAAUAUAUCCUAUUGGUGGUAGUUAUGGGCGCUGUGAAAAAAAUAAACGGGAAUGGUUUUUUGAAAUGGCAAACUCAUUUA
Molecule: messenger RNA, 1763 nt
Organism: Rhagoletis pomonella (apple maggot)
Lineage: Eukaryota; Metazoa; Arthropoda; Insecta; Diptera; Tephritidae
Product: protein spaetzle-like
Exons: 4
Coding region: 976-1563 (195 amino acids)
Biological process (GO): central nervous system formation; regulation of Toll signaling pathway; innate immune response
Cellular component (GO): extracellular region
Molecular function (GO): Toll binding; growth factor activity
Source: RefSeq, a predicted model, not a curated record